Molecule: messenger RNA, 1566 nt
Organism: Microsporum canis CBS 113480
Lineage: Eukaryota; Fungi; Ascomycota; Eurotiomycetes; Onygenales; Arthrodermataceae
Product: NCS1 nucleoside transporter family protein
Exons: 4
Coding region: 1-1566 (521 amino acids)
Biological process (GO): nucleobase transport; transmembrane transport
Cellular component (GO): plasma membrane
Molecular function (GO): nucleobase transmembrane transporter activity
Source: RefSeq, a predicted model, not a curated record
AUGCGCGGGCUGCUGAAGAAACUCGAGAUCGAACAUGAAGGCACGCUGCCCGACCCCUGGAUCAACUACGAUAUCAAACCCAUCGAGUCCCGGAGGCGGACCUGGUCCGCAUGGACGUUCACCACCUACUGGGUCCUCAUCAACUCCAACAUCUCCUCGUACAUGACCGGCAGCUCCCUCAUAGCUCUGGGGCUGCUCUGGUGGCAGGCCAUCGUCGCCAUCGUGAUCGGGAACCUGCUCGCCGCCCUCUUCGUCGUGCUCAACUCGUUGCCAGGAGCCUACUAUCACAUCGGCUUCCCAGUGGUCAACAGAUACGUCUGGGGCCUGUACGGCUUUCAAGCAUACAUCGGAGGAGAAUGCAUAUACGUCUGUCUCAGGGCGAUAUGGCCGACGCUGGAGCAGCGUAUACCGAACCACCUCUCGCCCUCGACGGGGAUAACGACCGCCCAGUUCGUCAGCUAUAUCAUCUUCAUGGUCAUCUCCCUGCCGGUAGCGUACAUCCGCCCUCACAAUCUACGCAUGUUCUUCUACAUCUCCGCCUCCGUCAUCGUCGUCUUUGAAUUCGUGCUGCUCGUCUGGGCUCUGGCAACGAUGGGCCCGGCAGGGUUUGGCUCCACCAUCUCUGGCAGCGGUGGCCCUGUCAAGGACGCCGGCUGGCUCGUCGUGUUUGGCAUCAUCAGCACGAUUGGCGCCAUAUCCGCCGGAAUCCUGAACCAGAAUGACUACGCUAGGUUUGCCAGGAAGCCUGGAGACGCCAUCAUCGGACAGGUCAUCAGCUUCCCGCUCACAAGCAUCAUAUGCUCUGUCAUCGGCGUCCUGGUCACUGCGGCGACCCAGGAGAGAUUCGGUGAGGCCCAUUGGGAUCUGCCGUCUCUUAUCGGGGCGAUCAUUGACCAUGGCGGGUCCCGCUCGAGAGCUGCUGCUUUCUUCGCCGCCGCUGCCCUGGUCGUCUCACAGGUUGGUGUCAACAUACCUGGCAACGCUCUCUCAGGAGGAUUCGACCUGGCGGCGACGUUUCCGAAAUACAUCAACAUCCGACGUGGCGCAUACAUCACCAUCGCCCUCUCUAUAGCCUGCAACCCGUGGAAGCUUGUCUCCACCGCCACUAUCUUCCUCAGCGUCCUGAGCAGCUACGCCGUUUUUCUUGGACCCAUGACCGGCCUCAUGAUCUCGGCAUGGUUCGUCGUCCACAGACGCAAGCUCAAGGUCGAAGACCUCUACACCGGCAACCACAGCAGCAUAUACUGGUUCAGCCACGGCUUCAACUGGCGUGCUUUCAUUGCCUGGAUAUGUGGAACCGUACCCUCACUCCCUGGAUUCAUCACAUCUGUAAACGCCAAUGUACAAGUUCCGCUGGGCUUUACUCGUAUCUACCAGCUCUGCUUCCUCGUUGGCUUUGGAAUUAGCGCCUCAGUAUACACUGCACUGCACCUGGCCUUCCCAGAUGCAAAACUGCAGCAGUAUGUUUCGACUGCUGCUUCACCGGCUGUGCUGAUACAAGAAUAUCGAGACAGCCUGGACCAAGAGGAUGAUUUGCCUGAAAGUAAGGGUCUGUCUGAAGCGUGA